Messenger RNA from Durusdinium trenchii, 429 nucleotides. The record is from the annotation of a GenBank genome assembly. Lineage: Eukaryota; Dinophyceae; Suessiales; Symbiodiniaceae.
AUGCACAGUGCUGCAUUGUACCAUUGGUAUUGGCGAUGGCGGACACAGAAGCGCAAGAUCGAACACACGGAGUUGACCUUCAACGAGGUGCGUGCACUGCUUUUCCGGCGCCCGGACAAACUGCUUGAGAUGUUGGAGCAGGGUCUUGCAGAAUGCAAGGCAAGAUCUGAUCCUUCUCGACUCGAGUUCACGGACCUCGACUUUGGUGCGGCGCGGCCCAAAGCAAAGGCCACCACGUCCUUACCAACAAGGCUCUGGCAGUAUCAAGCCAAGGACGCCUGGCCAAAAAGUCAUUCUCUUGGUUCUUGCUUUCCUGAAUCACUAGACCCCUUGCCUUUCGGCAUUGCAGGCAUUGUAGGUGACGACGCGACCAUCAGGUUUUGGGUGGCCCAGCCUUUGGGCAUGUCCGCUCUUCCAUCGGCAUCUUAG